UCACAUAUCAUGUUGAUGAUGGCUUAUCAUCAUGACAAUCAUUUUGCAAUUCAUAUUACAGUUCCGUUUUCAGAAAAAUAUAUGUACGGUUGAGGAAAAAAUAUAUGAAUAAAAUGGUAGAGGUAGAAGCAAAGCAUAUUCUUCACAGUGGCAUUUUUCAUCCUGUUUUACGACAAUGGCAAUCACCAAAUGUAGAGAUUACGGUUAAUGCUCUCAUGUAUCCAAUCUUCAUCACGGAUGAACAAGAUGCUAAAGAUCCCAUUGCUAGCAUGCCAGGUGUUUAUCGGUAUGGGAUUAAUCAUUUGCGGAAAAUGUUACAGCCAUUGGUUUCAAAAGGCUUACAGUCAAUAUUAUUAUUUGGAGUAUCAAAACACUUGAAGAAGGAUCAUAUUGGAAGUAAUGCAGAUAGUGCACAGAAUCCCAUUAUUCAAGCUAUACCAUUAAUAAGAAAAUGGUUUCCAAAUCUACUAAUAGCAUGCGAUGUAUGCUUAUGCUCGUAUACUAUUCAUGGUCAUUGUGGAGUUUUAAAUGAAGAUGGGAGUAUAAACAAUAAGGCCAGUAUUGAGCGAAUUUCUGAAGUUGCACUUGCAUAUGCAAAAGCUGGAGCUCAAAUUGUGGCACCAUCUGAUAUGAUGGAUGGAAGGAUAAGUGCAAUAAAAAAGAAACUAGCAUUAGUUGGAUUAAUGAAUAAAGUUGCAAUUCUAUCUUAUGCUGUGAAAUUUGCAUCAGGAUUUUAUGGACCUUUUAGAGAUGCAUCACAAUCUGCACCUAAGUUUGGAGAUAGAAAAUGUUAUCAAUUACCUCCAGGAAGUAACGGAUUAGCUGCUAGAGCGGCUGCUAGAGACGUUUCUGAGGGAGCUGAUAUGCUUAUAGUCAAACCAGGUUUACCUUACUUGGAUGUUGUUAGACAUACAAAAGAUGCACAUCCAGAGUAUCCAAUGUUUGUGUAUCAGGUUUCAGGAGAAUAUGCAAUGCUUUAUCAUGGUGCUCAAAAUGGUGCAAUAAAUUUAGAGAAUGUUUUAAAAGAAGUUCUUUUAUCAAUGAGAAGAGCAGGUGCUGAUUGCUUAGUAACUUUUGUUUUUACAAAAGAAGAGAAACAGAAGGAAGAUAUUGGGACCGUCAUUGGAAUUGAUUUAGGCACAACAUAUUCUUGUGUUGGAGUUUAUAAAAAUGGAAGAGCAGAGAUUAUAGCCAAUGAUCAAGGAAACAGAAUUACACCUUCUUAUGUGGCAUUUACUGCUGAUGGUGAACGUUUAAUUGGAGAUGCUGCAAAGAAUCAACUGACUACAAAUCCUGAGAAUACAGUUUUUGAUGCCAAACGAUUAAUUGGUAGAGAAUGGUCAGAUCCUACUGUACAACGUGAUAUCAAGUUCUUUCCAUUUAAAGUAAUUGAGAAAAAUAGCAAGCCACAUAUAAGAAUGGCAGUUAAUGGUGAGGAAAAAGUGUUUGCACCUGAAGAAAUCUCUGCUAUGGUACUUGGUAAAAUGAAGGAGACAGCAGAAGCAUACUUAGGCAAAAAAGUUACUCAUGCUGUUGUUACUGUACCAGCUUAUUUUAACGAUGCCCAGAGACAGGCUACUAAAGAUGCAGGUACUAUUUCUGGACUUGUCGUUAUGAGAAUCAUCAAUGAACCUACAGCUGCUGCAAUUGCUUAUGGUUUGGAUAAGAAAGAUGGAGAAAAGAACGUGUUAGUUUUUGACUUGGGUGGUGGUACCUUUGAUGUCAGUUUGCUUACAAUUGAUAAUGGAGUGUUUGAGGUUGUUGCAACAAACGGUGACACUCAUUUAGGUGGUGAGGACUUUGAUCAACGUGUAAUGGAUCACUUUACCAAACUGUAUAAGAAGAAAAAAGGCAAAGAUAUUCGCAAGGAUAGUAGAGCUUUACAAAAAUUGCGUCGCGAAGUUGAGAAAGCUAAAAGAGCACUCAGUGUUAGCCACCAAGUGAGGAUCGAAAUUGAAUCAUUCUUCGAGGGUGAAGACUUCUCCGAGACCUUAACGCGUGCCAAAUUUGAGGAGUUGAACAUGGAUCUUUUCCGUAGUACCUUAAAACCUGUACAAAAAGUCCUAGAAGAUUCCGACAUGAAUAAGAAAGAUGUAGAUGAAAUUGUACUUGUUGGAGGUUCCACUAGAAUUCCCAAAGUUCAACAAUUAGUUAAAGAAUUCUUUGGCGGCAAAGAGCCGUCACGGGGUAUUAAUCCUGACGAGGCCGUCGCGUAUGGCGCUGCUGUGCAAGCUGGUGUCCUUUCUGGAGAGCAAGAUACAGAUGCUAUUGUACUUCUAGAUGUCAACCCACUUACUAUGGGUAUUGAAACUGUUGGAGGUGUGAUGACUAAACUUAUUCCAAGGAAUACCGUGAUUCCGACCAAGAAAUCGCAAAUCUUCUCUACUGCGUCUGAUAAUCAACAUACAGUAACUAUCCAAGUAUACGAAGGUGAACGUCCAAUGACAAAAGACAACCAUCUUCUGGGUAAAUUCGAUCUUACUGGCAUCCCACCAGCACCAAGAGGUAUACCACAAAUUGAAGUUACCUUUGAAAUCGAUGCUAAUGGUAUUUUACAAGUAUCUGCUGAGGACAAGGGAACUGGAAAUCGGGAAAAGAUUGUUAUUACCAAUGACCAAAAUCGUCUUACUCCCGAUGACAUAGAAAGGAUGAUAAAGGAUGCCGAGAAAUUUGCUGAUGACGACAAAAAAUUAAAAGAACGAGUAGAAGCACGCAAUGAACUCGAAUCUUAUGCAUAUUCUUUGAAAAAUCAAUUAGCUGAUAAGGAGAAACUUGGCUCAAAAGUUAGCGAUUCCGACAAGGCCAAAAUGGAGGAUGCUAUCGAAGAAAAAAUUAAAUGGUUAGAAGAGAAUCCAGAUACUGAUCCAGAAGAAUAUAAAAAACAAAAGAAAGAACUUACGGAUAUUGUUCAGCCCAUUAUUGCCAAAUUGUAUCAGGGUGCAGGUGGUGGAGUUCCACCAACCGGAGGAGAUGAAGAAGAUCUGAAAGAUGAGCUUUAACUAAAAUAUGAUCAGUACUUGUAUUCGUGCUAAUUUAGACUGAAUUAAUAACAGUCUCAUGCAAAUGUUGCAGAGAUUAAUACGUCGUUGAUAUGUCGAGCAUAAAAGACUGAUCGACGAACGUUUGUUAUUCAUUAAGUUACAUCAGAAGUAAACAAUACAUGACUGUGGAGAUCAAUCUAUGUAUUGUACUAUAGCGUAUUUGUCAUAACAGUCAUGAUUUUAAUCUUCUCGAUAAAAGUACAUAUAUCUAAUUGAAGGAAUUUUAUUACCGAGAGUAGCUUCACUAGUUUCCACAUAAGAUACUGCGCGUUAAUUUAUUUUAAUUAAUUGUUUUGUAUGUUACAUUACAUAUAAUGGAAUAAGCAGUUGUGUAAUUCGCGUUACAGGUUUUGCAAUGUGCUGUGUGAGGACAGAGUGAAUGUGCAAGCGUGUAUGACUUGCGCCUAUUACUGCCUGUAGAUAAACUAUAUCGUACUAUGUACAAUAUAGCUGUUCUGUAUGAAUGAAUGUCAUAUGUAUCAGUAUCACGGAAAUAAACAUUUUUUCAGUAAA
Messenger RNA from Bombus terrestris (buff-tailed bumblebee), 3554 nucleotides. RefSeq names its product endoplasmic reticulum chaperone BiP (gene Hsc70-3). The record is from RefSeq and is a predicted model, not a curated record. The transcript has 11 exons. Gene Ontology annotation, cellular component: cytosol; cytoplasm; nucleus. NCBI's taxonomy places the organism in Eukaryota, Metazoa, Arthropoda, Insecta, Hymenoptera, Apidae. Gene Ontology annotation, biological process: cellular response to unfolded protein; protein refolding; heme biosynthetic process. The coding region runs from base 105 to 2999 and encodes 964 amino acids. Gene Ontology annotation, molecular function: porphobilinogen synthase activity; heat shock protein binding; zinc ion binding.